ACCCUAACGCAAGUUGGGGAUUCUUGGUCGAACCAUUUUCAGUGGAAUUUGCAGACUUACGUGCGGAUAUUUUGGGGCCAGUGCGGAAAUAAAAGGUGACAGAGGGCAAUUGGAGCACUGGGGACAUAGCAACAACAAAAUACCGGCGCCCCAUCGAUCGUAUUACUCAUCCGAAAGGCGAAAACCAUCGAUUUCCAGCUCACACAAGGGCAAACAAAAGUGCAAAAGCAGCCCCUCUCACCCCCCACGCACACACACACUCGUUCACACGUAGUUGCGCCCACACACACAGACAUCACGAUGACUGCGCCGCGACGCCUGCGAAAAGAAUUGAGCGAUUUGCAGGAGAACACACUAAAGGCCUUCCGGGACAUCAAGGCGGAUGACGACAACCUGCUACGCUGGACGGGAUUGAUUGUGCCGGACAAUCCUCCCUACAACAAGGGCGCUUUCCGCAUCGAGAUCAACUUCCCGGCGGAGUACCCUUUCAAGCCGCCGAAGAUCAACUUCAAGACGCGGAUCUACCAUCCGAACAUCGAUGAGAAGGGUCAGGUAUGCCUGCCCAUCAUCAGCACGGAGAACUGGAAGCCGGCCACACGCACCGACCAGGUGGUCCAGGCCCUGGUGGACCUAAUCAACGACCCUGAGCCGGAGCAUCCGCUGCGGGCGGAACUGGCCGAGGAGUUCCUCAAGGAUCGCAAGAAGUUCGUAAAGAAUGCCGAGGAUUACACCAAGAAGCACAGCGAAAAGCGUCCGGCGGACUAGCGGAUUGGCGGAGAGGAAGGAGGAGCAGGUGGCCCCAACCACGACCCAUGUACACCCGCGCCCCCUUAGUCUUGUGAUUUUCAGUUAGUUAUUUAAUUUCAAUUUUCGAUCCCCAACAACAAAAAAACUACCCUCAGAAAACAUGUAAGCUGAUUCCCCCGGCAGAGUACCUAGUUUUGUAAAAGUAGCACUGUAAUUUUAUGCAAGUGAGAAAUACAUGUUCGUUAUGUUAAAAGACA
Messenger RNA from Drosophila ficusphila, 1004 nucleotides. RefSeq names its product ubiquitin-conjugating enzyme E2-18 kDa (gene Ubc10). The transcript has a single exon. NCBI's taxonomy places the organism in Eukaryota, Metazoa, Arthropoda, Insecta, Diptera, Drosophilidae. The record is from RefSeq and is a predicted model, not a curated record. Bases 301 to 765 code for a protein of 154 amino acids.